Molecule: messenger RNA, 495 nt
Organism: Lathyrus sativus (Indian pea)
Lineage: Eukaryota; Viridiplantae; Streptophyta; Magnoliopsida; Fabales; Fabaceae
Source: the annotation of a GenBank genome assembly
AUGACCGAACAAUCCAUCUCCAAUUUCACCCUAACCCAAUCCAUCUACGAAGCAGCUCUAAUCCUCGCACUUCUACGAUGGAUCCUAUGUUUCAUUUUCAAAACAAUCAAAAACCGAAACACACCGCAGCACCAACAACAAUGUUGUCAAAUGUUGCCGUUAACGAGUUUCGGAGAAAUCAUAGAAAGACAUCCGGAAACACAGGAUUCUUCCACCACAUGUGCCGUUUGUUUGAACAAGAUGAAAAUGGAAGAUGAGGUUCGAGAAUUGAUGAACUGCUGUCAUGUGUUUCAUAGAGAAUGUAUUGAUAAAUGGUUGGAACAUGGUCUUGAGAAUGAGAAUCAUAAUCAAACUUGUCCACUUUGUAGAGCUCCUUUGAUAAGUACUGAUGCGGUAUUUUCAGAAGUUUUGAGUGAUUGUGUUUCUCCUAAUCAACCUAGUUGGGCUGUUGAGAGACUUCUUUAUCUCUUUGGUGAUGAUCUUUUGCCUUGUUAA